AUUGAGGGCUUCCACUAUUUUAAAGUAGUAAACUGGGCUGGGAUUUCUAUGGUUUGGGAGCAGAAAGCUAAUGAUCAGAGCAUUGUCUUCUUCAAAUAGGGUGCUAUGAAAUGGUCUCCACUAUGAUACCAGCAUCUAGUGGCCACAACAUAUGAAUGACAAACUUUGGUUCAGGACUCCAGCACUGCAGCUGGGUGAGUUGGGCAAAGGUGCAGGGAAAGGAGGUGGCGGCGGAGGAUCUGUCAGAGAGGCAGGAGGAGCCCUCGGAAAGAAACAGGCAGCAGAGGAGGAAAUGUACUUCCGGCGUAAAGAGCAAGAACAGUUGGCUGCACUAAAGCAGCAUCACCAAGAGGAGAUUGACCACCACAAGAAGGAGAUUUCGAGGCUGCAGAGUGAGAUUGACCGUCACAAGGGAAAAAUUAGGAAACUGAAGCAUGAUGACUGAGACUCACUCCGUUAGAAUAAAGGCCAGGGAUUCUCUAUGGCCAAAUCCUAGUCAUCGCCUGCACUGUCUCUGGGCAGCUCUGUGUAUAUGUGAUUGAUUGUUCUGUAUAUGCUUGAGGUUAUUAAACAUUUAUUUGAAAUGGUUA
Salvelinus sp. IW2-2015 is the source of this 590-nucleotide messenger RNA. RefSeq names its product ATP synthase inhibitory factor subunit 1b (gene atp5if1b). Gene Ontology annotation, molecular function: ATPase inhibitor activity. Gene Ontology annotation, biological process: negative regulation of ATP-dependent activity. The record is from RefSeq and is a predicted model, not a curated record. NCBI's taxonomy places the organism in Eukaryota, Metazoa, Chordata, Actinopteri, Salmoniformes, Salmonidae. Gene Ontology annotation, cellular component: mitochondrion.